AUGAGCACUACCGACGAUGAUAGUGGCGGUAGCUCGAGCGAUGGUGGUUUUGCACGGUCGCCUAGUUGGAAGUCGUCGGAUGAUGAUUUAACAGAUAGUGAUGUUGAAAUUGUACAAGUGCGAUCCAAAAAAGCUCGCCGCCGCUUGAGUACAGAUAGCCCUGCGAGGCACGCCACAUCUGAUCUCGAUAGCAUGGACGAAAUGGCCGAAACGAUAGAGAGUUCUAGAGCGGUAUCCGAGUCGGCAGCAACCUCUCCACCUGAAGUCGAAGCGGAAGCUCCGGCGCCGCCGCCGGUUCGAAGAAAACGCAAAACGCCGGCCAAAAAAAAAGAUCCGAACGAUAAGAGAACAAACGUACAGAAGCAAUUCGAUAGAAUGGAAGGUGGGCUCAAAGAGUUCCACCCAGAGCUUCGUACUGUUUUCGAGGACCUUGCGUCUCUGCCCGAGCGAGAAGUCUGCGAAAUGGAUCAGCCCGAAGAACUAAAAUGCUCCCUUUUGAGGUUUCAACGUGAGGGCUUGUACUGGCUCAUAAACCAAGAGCAAGGUAUUUAUCAUGGCGGGAUUUUAGCUGAUGAAAUGGGAAUGGGGAAAACUAUUCAAACAAUUGCUCUUUUCCUAUCCGAUAAAGAGCGGGCAGGUCCGAUUCUGGUUAUUGCGCCCACUGUCGCAGUUAUGCAAUGGAAAAAUGAAAUUCAGCAAUACGCAGGUGACAAUUUUUCUAUCCUAAUUUUCCACGGCUCAAAUAGGCCCAAAAAUGCUGCUCAGAUAAGGGAACAUGAUAUCAUUUUAACUACCUACGCAGUGAUGGAGUCUUGUUGGCGCCGCCAGCAAAGUGGAGUCGUUCGUCAAGAUCGCAAAGUCUACGAGAAAUCACCCCUUCAUUCCAUUACUUUUCACCGGGUUGUUCUGGACGAAGCCCAUAAUAUCAAAGAUCGUCAAGCCAGUACCUCCAGAGCAGUUUUCAUGGUUAAUGCAUUGUAUCGUUUAUGUUUGAGCGGCACCCCACUGCAAAACAGAAUUGGAGAGUUGUAUUCUUUACUCCGUUUUUUAAGGGUUGAACCGUUCUGCAACUACUACUGUACCAGGUGCGAUUGUGCUUCCAGUGAAUGGAAAUUCGCAAGGCAAAAAUGUACAUCGUGUGGCCAUGUGGUUAUGCAGCAUGUCAACUAUUUCAAUCAUUCACUCUUGAAACAAAUUCAGCGUAUGCCUGACCAGCAAUCAGUGGCCAUGAGCAAAAUGAGACUUUUGCUGAAACAAAUCAUGCUACGGCGAACAAAGGUAGAGCGAGCCGACGAUCUCGGUCUACCACCGCGUGUCGUUAACGUUCGAAGGGACUAUUUCAACGAAGAAGAGAAGGACCUGUAUGCAAGCGUGUUUAGUGACUCCCGACGAACAUUUUCCACAUAUGUGAACCAAGGUGUGGUGCUCAAUAAUUAUGCGAAUAUCUUCACGCUGAUCACCCGUAUGCGUCAAAUUGCAGACCAUCCAGAUCUAGUACUUCGACGUGCAACAGAUGACAAUGUCCAUAUGGAGGGUCUUGUUUGCCGCUUGUGUGAUGACGAGGCUGAAGAUGCUAUCCGCUCCAAGUGCCAUCACUUAUUCUGUCGGAUGUGCAUUAAGGAGUACAUUGAGGGCUUCACAGGUGCAGAUGACCAACUCGAGUGCCCGGUCUGCCAUGUCGGCCUGACUCUUGAUCUCACCGCCCCAGCAAUCGAAAUAGGUGAGGAGAUCUCUCAAAAAGCUUCGAUCGUCAAUCGUAUUCGUAUGGAUAAUACUUGGAGAUCUUCUACCAAGAUCGAAGCUCUUCUCGAGGAGCUUUUCAAACUUCGAGGCAACAAGCAAACAAUCAAAAGCAUUGUGUUCUCUCAGUUUACAUCGAUGUUGGAUCUUGUUGAAUGGAGACUAGCCCGCGCUGGUUUUAAGACCGUCAAGCUUCAAGGUUCCAUGUCCCCCACUCAGCGAGAUAGCAUCAUCAAACACUUUAUGGAAACACCCAGCGUCGAGGUCUUCUUAGUUUCUCUCAAAGCUGGUGGAGUCGCUUUGAACCUUUGUGAAGCCUCCCAAGUGUUUCUUCUUGAUCCGUGGUGGAACCCUUCAGUCGAGUGGCAGAGUGGUGAUCGUGUACAUCGCAUAGGUCAACAUCGACCUGUCACAAUUACUCGAUUGGUGAUCGAAGACAGCAUUGAAAGCCGUAUAAUCGAACUACAGGAGAAAAAAGCUAAUAUGAUCAAUGCAACAAUAGGCGCUGAUGAUGCUGCAUUGAACCGUCUCUCUCAAACGGAUAUGGAAUUUUUAUUCAACAACUAG
Molecule: messenger RNA, 2307 nt
Organism: Wickerhamiella sorbophila
Lineage: Eukaryota; Fungi; Ascomycota; Dipodascomycetes; Dipodascales; Trichomonascaceae
Product: DNA repair protein RAD16
Exons: 1
Coding region: 1-2307 (768 amino acids)
Molecular function (GO): ATP binding; ATP-dependent chromatin remodeler activity; metal ion binding
Source: RefSeq, a predicted model, not a curated record